AGAUCAGUAAUAAUAAUCUUCCCUUUGAAAAUAGGUCGGUCAGACAUAAAGAUUAAGAACAUUACUGACCUAUCCCAGAAGACACUGAGAAUUGCUGAUCUUCAGGGUAAAACAAGUUACCAUCUGGUCCUGCGAGCCUACACAGAUGGUGGCAUGGGCCCAGAGAAGAGCAUGUUCGUGGUGACGAAGGAAAAUUCUGUGGGGUUAAUAAUCGCCAUUCUCAUCCCAGUGGCCGUGGCUGUCACCGUGGGAGUGGUCACGAGUGUCCUUUGCUAUCGGAAACGAGAAUGGAUCAAAGAAACCUUCUACCCUGAUAUUCCAAAUCCAGAGAAUUGUAAAGCUCUGCAGUUUCAGAAGAGUGUCUGUGAGGGAAACAGUGCUCUCAAAACAUUGGAAAUGAAUCCUUGUACCCCAAAUAAUGUUGAGGUUCUGGAAACUCGAUCAGUGGUUCCGAAAAUAGAAGACACGGAAAUAAUCUCUCCGGUAGCCGAGCGGCGGGACGAGAGCUGUGAUGCAGAUGCCGAGAACCACGUGGUCGUGUCCUACUGCCCCCCUGUCAUUGAGGAGGAAACGGCGCAGCCGGGCGCCGAGGAGGCCGGAGGGACCUCUCAGGUCGUGUACAUCGAUAUCCAGUCUAUGUACCAGCCUCAGGCGAAACCAGAGGAAGAUCAAGACAGUGACCCUGUCGGGGGCGCCGGCUAUAAGCCCCAGAUGCACCUGCUGGUCCCUGCUACUGGGGCAGACCUCGGCGCGGAGGACGACUUAGAUAAAACUGCUGGUUACAGACCUCAGGCAAAUGUCAAUAACUGGAACUUAGUGUCUCCAGACUCUCCCAGGUCCACAGACAGCACCAGUGAAACGGCCUCUUUCGGAAGCCCCUGCUCCAUUAACUCCAGGCAGUUUUUGAUCCCUCCUAAAGACGAAGACUCCCCGAAGUCGAACGGGGGAGGGUGGUCCUUCACAAACUUUUUUCAGAACAAACCCAACGACUAACAGCGUCGCCGCGUCACUUCAGUCUGCCAUCUCAGUAAGCUCUCCGUUCCGGCGCUCCUGGGCCAGCACUGGGCGUCUUGGAGGGAUCCUGUGAAGUACUGUUGGCGAGGAGGACCUUCCCGCACGCAAGUCACACUCCAAGUGUCCCUGUGCUUUCAGUGUAGUCUCACAGCCCAAGUAGAGUCACUCAGAGAUUCGGUCCAUGCAGCUCAAGUCUUGGAGCGACCCGUGAUCAGAGCCAGAGAGUUCCCACGUGCUCUCCCUUCAGGAAGCACUUCCCGGCGGAUACCGUCCGGUCCGCACACGCAAAACAAGUCCCCCAGCCGCGUGUUCUGUUCUGCUAGUGGUUUUCUCAUACGGAUGCUGUGGAAUUGCGAGCCGAUUACAGGCACGGGAGAAAGACGUCAGAGUACCAGAUGAUGUUUAUUUGCCUGACACUUGCUCCAUUCUAGAUGAAAACCAAGCACAGAUUUCAGAACUUUCAACAUGAGUCUCCUCUGUCCACAGCAUUUACAAAAAAUUAAUAUAAUUUCUGAUGUAGUGACCGCUAUGUAGUGUUUUGUUUGAUACAAAGUAUGCUGAUUUCUGUGCCUACUGUAUAAUGGUUUUCAGACAGUUUUCUCAGGGGUACAAACUUUGAAAAUGAGCAUGACACUGACCAGCCCAAAUUACAAUCAUGUUGUCUUUGCUUUGGGAGGUUUUGCAAACCUUUUCCUUACCCUGUAGCUUGCAUGUGAACUUCCUUUAUUGCAUUUGGUUGCGCUGACGUUUAAGACCGAAUUCUCUAAGCCUGGAGACCUGAGGUUUUUUUAAAAACUGGUUUUCUUAUGACACAGUGUCCAUGUUACACGAGCAAAUCCAACAUUACUGAGAAACAGAAUUGCAGUGAUUGUUUGAGGGGACACCUGCACAAACGCUCGCUGCGUUAGCUGUCUGUAGGGUUCCGACUAGCUUCAGCGCCUCCCCAGGACACAGGGCAGUGGUGACCUUUGACACCUCGUAGCGAAGGUUCCUUCUGAUCAGGCAUUUUGGCAGUUUUGCUUUUGAAAUGAUCAUCAGUCUAGACUGUUUAAACACAGUCUUCAGAUUUUUAAAUCUAAAACUUAGAAGGUGAUGCCUUCUCCAGGGACAGUUCCUCAAGGGCUAUGGCGUACGGAUUGUGGCCAGGUCCGUUUGAAUCAGCGGGUGUACCCGUGUCAGCUUUGUGAGCUGUCUGUGACCAUGUGUCUUCACAGCCGCCUCUGCCUGUCCUUGCUUUUCUCAAGUGAUGUCUAGAAUGAACGUGGUUUUUGGAAAAGCAGAAUGAAAAACUAAAAAGUGUAUCUUACACCUUUUCCUUACCCCAUGGAUAUUUUAUUUUUUGGUAGUUAAGGCAAAGUACCAGAAAAUUUGAAAUACCUGAAUACAUCAAGAUGUGCUUGUUUUGUUUUGUUUUGUUUCUUUCUUUAAUCCUCUGAGGUUCUGUGAUGAUAAUGGAUUGGUUAUCCUUUUGUUCUAGGUCCUCAUGUUUCUUUAUAAAAACCACGUCAUGGAAAAAAGCUACAAGGCGACAAGGGCCAAAAUCCAUUUGGGUACUCUCUGAAUCCUGAUUUUAAUUGCUAGAAUUCACCUAAAUUCUUGAGCUUCAUGAUAUAGGGACACGUGGAAUGAAAUAGAAACUGAACUAAUUAUGUUCACAUUUGGUAGACGUUAAAACCAUGUAAUGGCUCCUAGAGAUUUUCAGCAGUGAAAAACAUCUCAAACCAGAUCGUCCCUGACAGUUUGCUACUCUCCUUUUUCCUCUCAGGCUCCUGUCCUCAGCCUGCACCCCAGGUGCUCAGACCUGGGGUUCCCUGCAUUCCUGCUGAAGCUUGUCAUUUCUAUCCCCUCCUGCCCCAGGCUCCUGCCUUGUUCCCCCUUGAAACCAGUGGAUCCCGUACUUCCAUCUCUUGAGGAUAAGUGUUGGCUAGAGUAGAAGUUGGUGGGUCUGAGCUACACUAAACCGAGAAUGGGAAAGGUCUAGAAGAGAGUAUUGGACCUCUGUCAUCAGUAUAUAUUGCAUUGCAGCUCUGGUUCCAGUGCCCUUUCUAACCUGCGGAAUGACUCAUUUGUUUGGCUUACGGUGAAUAUCACUGGGCUCUUCAGUCCUUUCUCUCCAAGACUCAGUGUCUCUCCUGCAUGAGAAAGGAUCAGAGUGCUGCUCACCUCUCCCUGCCCCUGGAGUUCAUACACAGUGAUCCUCACUUGGUGAAUGGGAAGCAUAACAACACUGUUCGUCUGGGCAAGCUCCUUAUAACUUGCUAUAUACCUAGAAAUACAUGGUUUAGGGCUGAGGCCAAGGCAGGUUGCUUGUCCUUCCCCACUGAAUUGAAGACAGCUAGACUCACUGUGCAAAUCCGAAGUCAUUACCUCCCUCCCCACCCCCAUUCCCCACCCUACCUGGGCAUGUGGGGGCGACCUCAACACUGCCCUUUGUCACAUAUCCACUUGUUGGUGGCACUGGAGACCCUGGGUAAAUGUGCACUAUUUGUCAAUGCCAGGACUGUUCUCAGAUGUGAAAAGCAGUCAGAGUUGGUCAUGCUCUGUCCAGUCAUUUUAGCUCCUCUGCCUGGGGGAGGGGAAACUAAAGGCUAGUUGGAAGGGGAGGUUAGAUGUGUUCCCUUCAGCCCUUCCCGACUGGCAGAGUAAUGGGGAGAUGCCCCUUUCCUCAACUAAAGCCUAGUCAUUGGUUAGAAAACUCUUAAGUAUCUGGACUCAUCUAUGCCUCACCACGUCUUUUGAAUUGUAGUCUGUCUCAGGACACGUUUUCCUGUCUCGGAUAAGCCAGUUCACUUACAAACCGGUUUCAGAUCAAGCUUCGCUUGUGGAAAAUGGAGAUUCUGGUGGUGAUUAUGACGGCACUUCUCUUGUGAGUGGCCCUCCUAGACGAACAGUACUAUAAAAAUACUCUUAGACGACUUAGCUAGAAUUCUGACAUUAGGUAGAGCUUGUGCAUUACGUGUGCAUGGAUUAGUACCCAGAUACAGUUGAAGUCAUCUGUGUGUUGAAUGACAGAAGCCUGGAUUUGAGAUUGUGGCCCUGGAUAUCUGGAUAGUUGUGUGUUUAUGUGCUUUGGUGACAGAGGUGCUGUGUUCCGACAGCUUAGACUCUGAAGCAGCCAUUCACGGAAAAGGUUAAGGGCGAAAGGAUCAGCCCUGUUUUCCAUACCAGCAUUACUUCAUGGCUCAUGGAUCUGAAGGACUGCUUUUAAGAACGUCUGGUACUAUCGUACUCGGAAACCGUGGUCAAAGUCACAUUGUUAAAACUUGAGGCAACUUGUAUUCUUGUGGGAAAUCAUUAGUCCUGUAAUUUCUUAAUUGUCUUCAUACAGACCAUGUAUAAAGAACAUGACCGCCCUCUCUACAUUUGAAUAAUCAGAUGUAGGUUAGUGAAGGAGACUAGGGAAUAUUUUCUUUCAAAAGGAAUUUGAAAUCAGUUUUAUAGUAUUUUUUAAAUUAAAGUACUCCCUAACAUAUCAAAAUGCAGAUGUUAUCUCAGAUUUUUUGACUGCUCAAGCACAUAAUCUGAUAAGGCUCUUUUUUUCUGUUUAAAGUAAUUUUUAUUUUCUGUUUUCAACCAUUU
Enhydra lutris kenyoni (northern sea otter) is the source of this 4593-nucleotide messenger RNA. Its product is annotated as leukemia inhibitory factor receptor-like. The transcript is spliced from 4 exons. The coding region runs from base 154 to 993 and encodes 279 amino acids. The record is from RefSeq and is a predicted model, not a curated record. Lineage: Eukaryota; Metazoa; Chordata; Mammalia; Carnivora; Mustelidae.